This is a messenger RNA of Schizosaccharomyces japonicus yFS275, 2681 nucleotides long. Its product is annotated as dynamin Dnm1. The transcript has 2 exons. Gene Ontology annotation, cellular component: cytosol; cell division site; peroxisome. Gene Ontology annotation, biological process: mitochondrion inheritance; heme transport; establishment of mitochondrion localization, microtubule-mediated. Lineage: Eukaryota; Fungi; Ascomycota; Schizosaccharomycetes; Schizosaccharomycetales; Schizosaccharomycetaceae. Bases 81 to 2453 code for a protein of 790 amino acids. The record is from RefSeq and is a predicted model, not a curated record. Gene Ontology annotation, molecular function: GTPase activity; GTP binding; identical protein binding.
GAUUCGCUGUGUUCCUGUGCGCGUCAGACACUUCAUUGGGGAAUUCUUCCCUUCCGACUUCCUAUUCCACCUUACACCUUAUGGAGCAGCUUGUUCCGCUUGUAAAUCAACUGCAAGACCUGGUUUAUAACACUAUUGGUUAUGAUUUUCUUGAUUUACCUUCUAUCGUAGUCGUUGGCUCUCAAUCCUGUGGUAAAUCUUCUGUUCUUGAGAACAUCGUUGGACGUGAAUUUUUGCCUCGUGGAACGGGUAUUGUCACACGGCGUCCCCUUGUUCUUCAAUUAAUAAAUAUUCGUAAACCUGAACCGUUACCGGAAGCAGGCAGUGAGGAAAAAGCCGCUAAAAAAAUCGACAGAGCUUUUCAGCAUUCUGUGAAACAGGAAACUCCUUCAACAACCUCUAAUGUACAAGACUAUGCCGAAUUCUUACAUUUGCCGAACGUUAAGUUUACAGACUUUCAACGAGUCAGAGAAGAAAUCAUGAAUGAGACACUCCGCGUUGCUGGUGCGAAUAAGGGAAUCAAUAAGCUUCCCAUUAAUCUUAAAAUACAUUCUACUCGUGUUUUGAAUCUCACACUGGUAGACUUGCCGGGAUUAACUAAGCUUCCUAUCGGGGAUCAGCCUACGGACAUUGAAGCCCAGACUCGUUCUCUCAUUAUGGAGUACAUUAGCAAACCAAAUGCCAUCAUUCUUGCUGUUUCUCCAGCAAACGUUGAUAUUGUCAACAGUGAUGGACUCAAACUUGCACGUUCGGUCGACCCUAACGGCAAACGGACUUUGGGCAUUUUGACAAAAUUGGAUCUUAUGGACCAAGGAACAAACGCCAUGGAUAUUCUCAGUGGCCGCGUUUAUCCGUUAAAACUCGGUUUCAUUCCUACCGUAAAUCGUUCUCAAUCUGACAUCCAAACACAUAAGUCUUUGACUGAUGCGCUCAAAGCUGAAACACAGUACUUUUGCAGUCAUCCGGCAUACCGUUCUAUUGCCCAUCGUUGCGGAACAGCUUAUUUGGCGAAAAGUCUCAAUGCACUAUUAGUUUCGCAUAUUCGAGAUCGCCUUCCCGACAUAAAGGCUCGGUUGGGUGCUUUGACUACACAAACAAAACAACAACUUCAGAACCUUGGAUGUCAAGAUUUUGGUGACAAGGGACAAAAAGGCCUUAUUCUGUUGCAAGCUAUGACUAAGUUUGCAUCUUCCUUCAUUGCUAGUAUUGACGGUCAUUCCACUAACGUGGCAAUGAAGGAGCUUUCAGGCGGCGCUCGUUUAUUUUCUAUUUUCAACAAUGUGUUCAAAAAUGCUGUUAUUGACAUUGAUCCUAUGAGUAACCUUUCGACUUUGGACAUCCGUACGGCAAUUUUGAACAGUACCGGUCCUCGGGCCACAUUGUUUGUUCCUGAACUUGCAUUUGAUAUAUUGGUUAAACCACAGAUAAAGCUUCUGGGACCGGUUUGCCAACAAUGUGUACAACUUGUUUACGAGGAGCUCAUGAAGAUAUGCCACACUUGUGGAGAAGCUGACCUCGCCCGGUUCCCAAAGCUCCAAGCAAGACUGAUUGAAGUGGUUAGUGAGCUUUUGCAGGAGAAUCUCAAGCCAACAAUUAAGUUUGUUGACACUCUCAUAUCUAUUCAGUCUGCCUACAUUAAUACGAGUCAUCCGGAUUUCAUCGGAGCGCAGGGUGCCAUGUCCAACGUGCUCGCCAAACGAGAGAAUAUCGCCCGUGCCUCGAGCGUUGCUGUUGCUGAUGUAAAGGCAAAGGUGAACCCAGAUGCUGAAAUGGAUUUACCGUCCGGUCCGAACUCGGCAAAUGCUGUCGCUGAAGCUUCUACAAAUGCGAGACACGCUGGAGACUGCAAUUCUGACAACAAAAACACGAACACUCAAUCCGUCCUUGCACCCUCUUCGCCUUCGUUCCCUCCCGAUGCCCCAACGACCGAGUCUGCUACAAGACGCUCCUUCCUCAAUUACGUUUUUGGCAACAUUUCGCCCUCCCCUACGGUGCAAUCACGCCCACCAACAUCGAUGAUGAAGAGACGUACAGAAUCUAUUAAUACAUUUAGAAGCGAGGCGCCUGCCGAAGAAAGUUUACUGACAAUUACAGGGACCGCGGGUGCAGGUCCGUUAACAAGUGAUCUGCUAAACCAGGUCGAAUCCCUGGCUCUUGAAAAGAUGAAUGAACGUGAACAGCUGGAAGUUGAGCUCAUCAGAGAACUAAUCAUGUCUUAUUUCAAUCUUACUAGGCAAACACUGAUUGAUCAGAUACCCAAGGUCAUUAUGCACUUGAUGGUAAACGCAUCAAAGGAAGCCAUCCAAAACAGACUCGUGAGCGAACUCUAUAAAGAAGAACUGUUUGACAGCCUGCUUAUAGAAGAUGAAAAUAUUCGCAACGAGCGCGAGAAAUGCGAAAAGCUUCUCAGUGUAUACAAGGGAGCAAACAAAAUUAUAUCAUCCGUACUUUAAUAUACUGUAACUCACCAUUACGCCAGUGGACGAGCCACGAUUUCCAAAAAAAUUCAGUCUAAGCAAGCGAAUCCGAAAAUAAUAAACAAUAACAAGCGACUUGAUCAUGUCGAUGACACGCAAGUAGCUGAUUCCGAAUGUGUGUACUGCCUGAAAACACACCAUGUUUCUUUUUACCUAAGUGUAACAUGUGAGAGAGCCUCGCAAACGGAUCCAGCACUUCUGAUG